Messenger RNA from Eleginops maclovinus (Patagonian blennie), 2299 nucleotides. It is a transcript of the gene creb3l4, whose product is annotated as cAMP responsive element binding protein 3-like 4. Gene Ontology annotation, molecular function: DNA-binding transcription factor activity, RNA polymerase II-specific; RNA polymerase II cis-regulatory region sequence-specific DNA binding. The coding region runs from base 87 to 1364 and encodes 425 amino acids. The record is from RefSeq and is a predicted model, not a curated record. Gene Ontology annotation, cellular component: nucleus. Gene Ontology annotation, biological process: regulation of transcription by RNA polymerase II. NCBI's taxonomy places the organism in Eukaryota, Metazoa, Chordata, Actinopteri, Perciformes, Eleginopidae. The transcript has 11 exons.
UCCAUUAGAACAGCAGAGGAGGAAGCAGCGGAGGAGCAGAGGAAGAGGAAGAGGAAGAGGGUUGUGCCAGCUGGACUUUUAUUUUAAUGAAUCUCCAGUUAGCAGCAGAGUGUCUCCGUCCUGAACGCACCACCACAGCACCGAUAUCCUCCUCCUUUGUUUCCUCACCUGGGUUUGGAGUGUGUUUACCUUCCCUGAUCCUCCCUCGCGGGUCACUGCAGGUGAUGGACUCGGACAGCGGGGAGAUGUUCCUGUUGGGCGAGGAGGCCGACAGCUGGCACACAGCUUUCUCCCAGAAGCCCCUGCAGGACUGGGCGGGGGACCCCGACUGUGUUCUGAACCAGAGCGAGUCGGAGGACGUCCUCCACGCCGUCGACCCCAACGAGGUGUUUCCCAGCGGGCCGCUCGCCGCCUCCUCGUCCGAGAGCGACAGCGGCAUCUCGGAGGACCCGGCGCCGGGGAGGCCCGUCAGCACAGCCCCCCCCACCGUUUACCAGCUGGUGUACGAGGUCAACAGCCUGCAGACCAACCCCGGGACCGAUAACGUCAUCUCCAUCGAGCUGGGUGAGUGGAGCUCGCAGGUGUUGUUUUCAGACUCGUGCAUCGUGAACGAGUUGCCCGUGGUCGCUGCCGCCCGCCUCGACGGCAGCGGGGGCGCUGACCCGCUUUACCCGGAGCUGCAGCUGACAGAGGAGGAGCAGAAGCUGCUGAUUCAGGAAGGAGUGUCUCUGCCCAACAGCCUUCCUCUCACCAAGGCUGAGGAGAGGGUCCUGAAGAGAGUCCGGAGAAAGAUCCGGAACAAGCAGUCGGCUCAGGACAGCCGGCGCAGGAGGAAGGAUUACAUCGACGGGCUGGAGAGCAGGGCCGUAGCGUGCUCGGUGCAGAACAAGGAGCUGCAGCGCACCGUGGAUCAGCUGGAGAAACGCAACAUGUCUCUGCUGGCCCAUCUGCAGCAGCUCCAGUCCCUCAUCAAACACACCGUGAGCCGGGGAGCCCAGACCAGCACCUGCCUACUGAUCAUCCUGGUGUCUCUGGGUCUGAUCAUCCUGCCGAGUUUCAGUCCGUUCAGCCGCAACCCGUCUGCAGACGACGACUACAGACCGACAGGAGUUAUUUCCAGAAACAUCCUGACGGAGCACCCAGCGGACGGUCCGGCUGUGCAGUCCGACCCCCCGUCAGCGCCCUCUGAACCCGGGGAGCCGGCAGCACCUCCGGAUGGCCCCGCCCUCCUCCAACAGCCAAUAGAAAGCCUCGGAAAUCCAGGCUCCGAUGUGGCGGCUGCAGAGGGGAACAGCUCGGGGGCCGGCGUGAGGACGCCCGCGAUCCCAGAUCCUGCAAAACCUGCUCACGCUGACGAGAUGUAGACCGGAGGCUCCAAGCACCACAACCGGACUUUUCAGGAGGAGAAUCCACCAGUGGACGGGGUCGUGGUUCGAUCCCCAACCCCUGCAGCCAACCGAGCCCCCAGGAGGAGCCCCCAGGAGGAGCCCCCAGGAGGAGCGCCUUGAGAGGGCGAUUAAGAACAUGUUCUUAGUGGACAAACGGCGGUACCCUAGCUCACGUGACGUCAUUUUAAUCCAAAAAGACUUUUUCCCUUUGACCUACAUUUGGAAAGAGACGUCUGGAAAUCAGCGGCUCCUUUUUUACUAAAUCAACUUCAAAACACAAACUCUUUUAUAUCCAGUCUUUAAUUCUUAGUCUGCCGGCAGCAGAGUGACCCCGGGCUGCUAACCUGCAUAUGUUGGGCAAUUUGCACACUUAGCAUAAGCAGCUUAAUUAGCAUUAAAUUGGUUUUGGGGUAAUUGCUGCUGUAGCAAAUAACAGAUUCCCCCUCUGUGAGACGAAUGAAGGGAUUCUGAUUCUGAUAUUGAGGAUGCUGAAUCCAUUUCUGACAUUUUCAGGAUCAUAAAUGGUAGAAAGAGGUCAUAUCUGUCCUCUCUGUGGGCUGAUUCUGACUACCAUGAGUCGUGUUGAGACCAAUGGACACAGAGAGCACAACAGGAACAUUAUUGUCUCCACUGGGGACAAUUCCUCUGUCCAAUCCAGAUGAUCCGGAGUCCCCUGAGAUUCCUCAGACUCAGCCCACAGAGAGAAUCUUUGCAAUAUAUGUCUUUUGAUCCGAUCGCAGCGGCCGUUGAUGUUGAACGCAGGUCUUUUGGAGACGUAAUUGAAUGGAUUUAUUUGUAUGUUUUUAUCCAGAGGAGGUUUAAGGAUGUGUUGGGUCUUAUUCUGAAUGUUUGAGUGAAAUGUUCCUUUAUUUUCCUUCUGAAUGUUGCUAAUAAAUUAAUGUAUAAAAAUC